CCAACCCUGCGGAAUCAUAACCUCGAUAUUGCCUUGAACGAGGCGCUCUUUGCCUUGGAAUUACCAAUACUGUCGGUUCCACCAUUUCACGUGAAACCCAUUGUGGUGUUCAUAUUAACGCCGGUCCCGAAAUUGGCAUACACCUCGCAAUUCAUCUCUUUGGUGAUGAUGGCCAUACAAUUGAGCGAAGACCGUAUAUCUAUGACGCAAAGACGAAAUGACAUCAUUGACGAACUCCACAAGUUACCGCAAUAUAUUAAACAAGUGCUUGCUCUUGACAAAGAAUUACAACAGCUGGCUAAGGAUGUAUUAUACAAAGAGAAGAGUUUAUUGAUUAUGGGACGAGGCUUUCAGAACGCUACAUGCCUAGAAGGUGCAUUGAAGAUUAAAGAAGUGUCUUAUAUGCACUCUGAAGGUAUUCUGGCCGGUGAAUUAAAACAUGGACCUUUGGCUCUCAUCGACGAGAACAUGCCUGUUAUUCUGAUCAUGACCAAGGACUCUUUAUAUCCGAAAGUGCAAAGCGCUCUCGAACAAGUUACGGCUCGUAAAGGCCAACCUAUCAUCAUCUGUAAUGACGGAGAUGAGGGUAUAUCAGUUCAAUACAAGAAAAUCCGUGUCCCUCAGACCGUUGAUUGUUUACAAGGACUUAUUACAAUUAUUCCUCUUCAAUUGUUGUCAUAUCAUUUGGCUGUAUUGCACGGCAUCGAUGUUGAUUUCCCAAGAAAUUUGGCAAAAUCUGUGACCGUCGAAUGA
Acaulospora morrowiae is the source of this 753-nucleotide messenger RNA. NCBI's taxonomy places the organism in Eukaryota, Fungi, Glomeromycota, Glomeromycetes, Diversisporales, Acaulosporaceae. The record is from the annotation of a GenBank genome assembly.